AUGGCGUCCUUAUCAUCCUCGUUAUUUAAGGCCUUGCCUCUUCCCAAAUACACCGGCGAAGAAGAGGCGAUAUCACAGCACGCUCAACAAAGAGGUCCGCGCAUCGUUGGUGCUGAGGCUUUGAACGAAUCUCAGAUAGUAUUAAAGAAAUCCGGUCCGCCACCCUAUGGUCGGAGAGCAGGAUGGCGGCCUCGAGGCGCAGACGACUUCGGCGACGGGGGAGCCUUUCCUGAAAUCCCAGUAGCACAAUAUCCGAUGGACAUGGGCAGGAAAGGGCAAGCAACAAGCAAUGCACUUGCUGUCCAGGUAGACGCCGAAGGGAAAGUGAAAUACGAUGCUAUUGCCCGCCGUGGUCACAACGACAACCGAAUCGUUCACGCUUCCUUUAAGGACUUGAUUCCUCUGCGACAGCGGGCCGAUGCUGGAGAUAUAAACCUAAGUCGCCCAAGCGAAGAAGAGGUGGCGGCCUCAACAGAAAAGACGAAGAAUGCCCUGGCAGUGCUAGUCAGUGGUGCGGUCGCUGCACAAAAGCCCAAGAAUGUUAACGUAGGGGCGAGGAAGGACCCGACAUAUGUGCGAUAUACACCAGCAAACCAGAUGGGCGAUAACACAAGGAAGAACGACCGGAUAAUGAAAAUCGUGGAGCGACAACAAGAUCCGAUGGAGCCACCGAAGUUCAAGCACAAAAAGAUCCCGAGAGGCCCACCCAGUCCACCACCUCCAGUUAUGCAUUCGCCACCCCGAAAAUUGACAGCAGAAGACCAAGAAGCCUGGAAGAUCCCUCCACCGGUAUCUAACUGGAAGAAUCCAAAGGGUUAUACUGUUCCGCUGGAUAAGCGUCUGGCAGCAGAUGGACGUGGCCUACAAGACGUGACGAUCAACGACAAGUUUGCGCAAUUUGCCGAAGCGUUGUUCACGGCUGACCGACACGCAAGAGAAGAAGUCAAGCAGCGCGCAAUUAUGCAACAGAGGCUAGCAGAGAAGGAGAAGGAGCAAAAGGAGGACCACCUUCGUAUGCUUGCACAGAAGGCGCGCGAAGAGCGAACAAAUGCUGGGGCUGGCCGAAGAGGGUCUCGCGACUCGAGGUCAAGAUCUAGAAGCUAUUCGGGCUCGGAAUCAGAUUAUUCCGCUAGCGACGAUGAUCAGGAGGUACGGGAGCGCGAGAAGGCACGACAGGAGAGGCAUCGGGAGGAAGAACGUAAACUCAGGCAAUCAAGGAUGGGAGCAGAAAGGCGUGUUCAGAUGAUGGCAAGAGAACAGAACCGUGACAUAUCCGAAAAGGUAGCACUCGGUCUUGCCAAACCUACUCAGUCAACAGAAAGCAUGUGGGACUCUAGGCUUUUUAACCAGACGAGUGGAUUCGAUACAGGGUUCAACGAAGAUCAAGCAUAUGACAAGCCAUUAUUUGCGGCGCAGGAUGCUAUUAGCAGCAUAUACAGGCCGCGGCAAAACAUGGAUGAUGGGGAGGGUGAAGAAGCUGCAGGUAACGAGAUGUUGAGGAUACAGAAAUCCAGUCGCUUCGAAGUACUUGGCCGCGGUGGUUUCAAGGGUGCAGAGGAUGCUGAGGAACGUGAAGGACCUGUUCAGUUCGAGAAAGAUAGCGGCGAAGACCCUUUCAAUGUCGCGGAGCUGAUUUCAGAGGUGGAGAAGGGCGGAAGUGGAAAGAGAUAUGGGAUCCAAGCUGACGAGCCACGUGCGUCAAAGCGCGCGAGGAUGGACGAUGAUGAAGAAGCAUGA
This is a messenger RNA of Pseudogymnoascus destructans, 1737 nucleotides long. RefSeq names its product mRNA splicing protein (gene PRP45). Bases 1 to 1737 code for a protein of 578 amino acids. Gene Ontology annotation, biological process: mRNA splicing, via spliceosome. Gene Ontology annotation, cellular component: spliceosomal complex. NCBI's taxonomy places the organism in Eukaryota, Fungi, Ascomycota, Leotiomycetes, Thelebolales, Thelebolaceae. The transcript has 3 exons. The record is from RefSeq and is a predicted model, not a curated record.